AUGGCUACCUAUAGAUACUUGUCACAAGAAGUUCUGUCUGGUUUUGAUCGGUAUAAGUAUAGUUCCAUUGAUACCAGUCCUGUCAGCAAAUAUAUCACUCAUCCUUUCUGGGACAAGCUUGUUCAGUUGUAUCCAAGAUGGCUUGCACCCAAUGUUCUUACUCUGGCUGGAUUUUCUCUCCUCGUUGUGUCUUUUGUGGUGCUGACUAUCAUUGAUCCUCACUUCUUCGAAGCCAGCCCUGACCAGCCAGGGGUGCCUAAUUGGGUGUGGCUGCUGUGCAGCUUCAAUGUAUUUUGGUCUCAUACAUUAGAUGGUACUGAUGGAAAGCAAGCAAGGAGGACAAGAAGUAGCUCUCCUCUGGGCGAGUUGUUUGACCAUGGACUGGACAGUUGGGCUACACUGUUUUUCCCCAUAAACAUGUAUUCUAUCUACGGACGUGGAGAAUUCGGGGUGAACGUGUUCAGGGUUUAUCUUGUCAUGAUUGGUAUCAUGUUCUGUUUUAUUCUGUCCCAUUGGGAGAAGUACAACACUGGUAUCCUGUUUCUACCUUGGGGCUAUGAUCUCAGUCAAAUAGGAAUGACUUUGCUGUUCCUAAUAGCUUACUUUGGAGGGCAUGAGAUGUGGCAAUUCAAACUCCCUUUUACAGACUUGCUUUGUGCAGAGGGUUUAGAAAUAGCUAUGCACUUAGGAACUUUCCUUUUGACUGUCCCACCAACCUUAUGGAAUAUAUAUGUUGCACACCGUGAUGGGACAGGAAAGAACAGAACACUGUGGGAGGCCAUGCGUCCCUUGGUGGGAACUUUAGUACUCUUUUGUCUCAUGAUCAUCUGGGCGAAGUACUCCAGCUGUCAAAUUAUUGAACAGCAACCUCGUCUUUUUUACUUCUGCACUGGAACCUUAUUUUCCAAUAUAGCUUGUCGACUCAUCAUUAGUCAGAUGAGUGAUACUCGCUGUGAGUUGCUGAACUGGAUGCUAUAUCCACUGGCAGGUAUAGUGUGUGGAGUCAUGCUAAUACAGCCAGGUCAUGUAGAAGUCCCAAUACUCUGGGCAUUCACAAUUUUUACCACAGUGGCUCAUAUCCAUUUUGGUAUCUGUGUGGUUAAAGAGAUGUGUGAACACUUCAACAUUUCUGCUUUUACCAUUAAGAAAAAAGACUAA
Molecule: messenger RNA, 1158 nt
Organism: Ylistrum balloti
Lineage: Eukaryota; Metazoa; Mollusca; Bivalvia; Pectinida; Pectinidae
Product: ethanolaminephosphotransferase 1-like
Exons: 9
Coding region: 1-1158 (385 amino acids)
Biological process (GO): phosphatidylethanolamine biosynthetic process
Cellular component (GO): Golgi apparatus; endoplasmic reticulum membrane
Molecular function (GO): ethanolaminephosphotransferase activity
Source: RefSeq, a predicted model, not a curated record